AUGUGCGCAGUAAACACCACCUCUGACACACCCCCUCCUCUCCUCCUCUUCCCCUCCACAGACCCCACAAUAUCCGGCCCCCUCUCCGUCCUCGCCUCCCUCGCCGCCGCCGCCGCCGCCGGCCUCAAAGUCUCCCACACCCUCUACACCACCAUCGACUCAAUCCGCACCGCGCCACAAACGCCCGUCUGCCUCAGCCGUGAGUUCGACUCUCUCUGCAAAGCGCUCAGCUACCUCGAGCAGCUCUUCAGGCUGCACAACAUCACCUCAUUCCCACAGUUCCCCGCCGUCCAGCUGGCCGAGCUGUUGUGCUCAAUCAUGGCAGACUUUGACGCCUUCCACAAUUUUCUCGCGGGACACAGGGGGAAGGAGGAGGAGAUUAAGGAGUUGAAGAAUGGCAUUGCCGCGUAUAAGCUGACGAUGGAUAUGACGAUGACGGCGGUGAACCUCGCUAUCGCGGGCACGUCUUCCGCAAAAAUCGAACAGUCGCGGCUUCUCCUUGCGGAACUGAGGGACGAGAUCGUGGCGUGUAAGCUCAUGCUCGGCCACACCUCCGCCUCACUUACCCCCGACCACACUCCCGGCUCGACCCUUGGCGACAUGCCCCUCCACCCCUCAUCCUCCACCACCGACCUCUCGCACACCUCCCACAGCGCAACGUCACGACCCGCCUCAAUCAUGAGCACAACCUCCACCCGCACCCUCACCACCCUCUUCCGGACCGCCACAGUCCGCACUGCCCGCACUACCUGUACAACCCGCACCUCUCGAAGCGUAAUUUCGUACCGCGCAAGCUCAAUCAUCGACCUCUACUGCGACAGCAUCGCCUCUCUGGAGCGCGAGGAGUCAGACCGCCUCAGCGACCGCGAAGACGCUACCACAAUAAAGCCUAAACGUAGCCCCGCACCCUGGAACUGGGAGCGACUGCUUAGCGAGCUGGCGGAGGAGGGGAUAAGCUUUAGGUGGCCUCCACCAGGGGUUCUGAGGUCGAGGAAGAAUAUUGAUACGUUUUCGACCACGGGUAAGGUGUCGAGGACGGCGGUCUUGAACUAUGACCUUAAUACAGAGGGCGCGACACGUCAGCGUAUAGGUACGGCUCCCCGGGAUAAGCCGAAGCAGAGAACGAAGCCGAGAUUGAAUAGGGCUGUGACAGCACCGCCGUCGGGUGCAGCGAGAGGGUAUAUGGUUGAGGAGAGCACGGAUGGACCGUAUAUUGUGACGAGGAGGACAGAUAGGACGGGAAGAGAGAGUUAUUCUUAUACGCUGAGACAAGAAGCGUGGAAUUAA
Messenger RNA from Morchella sextelata, 1287 nucleotides. RefSeq lists its product as uncharacterized. The record is from RefSeq and is a predicted model, not a curated record. Lineage: Eukaryota; Fungi; Ascomycota; Pezizomycetes; Pezizales; Morchellaceae. The transcript is spliced from 4 exons. The coding region runs from base 1 to 1287 and encodes 428 amino acids.